Episyrphus balteatus (marmalade hoverfly) is the source of this 2153-nucleotide messenger RNA. It is a transcript of the gene odd, whose product is annotated as protein odd-skipped. Gene Ontology annotation, cellular component: nucleus. Gene Ontology annotation, molecular function: DNA-binding transcription factor activity, RNA polymerase II-specific; RNA polymerase II transcription regulatory region sequence-specific DNA binding. The transcript is spliced from 2 exons. Bases 781 to 1908 code for a protein of 375 amino acids. Gene Ontology annotation, biological process: embryo development; embryonic hindgut morphogenesis; embryonic pattern specification. The record is from RefSeq and is a predicted model, not a curated record. Lineage: Eukaryota; Metazoa; Arthropoda; Insecta; Diptera; Syrphidae.
AACGUCAACCCCUAUAAAAAAAAACUCUCUCACACAUACAUUUUAUAUUAUUGUGAAGCUGCUGUGAAGAACACUGGAAAAAAAGUGGAUAUACCCUAAGCGUGUUGGUAUUAUGCGCUCUGCCAAGCCACCCGGUUCACAUCAGUUGUCGAUCCAGGAGCCCAACAGUUUCCACUGACUUACCAUCCAGCAGGCAGCGCUAGCCAAUCCCAGCCCGAAGAGUCUCAUUGUUUGCACUCAGGUAGGCGGAUCCCAGUCACCAUCUUUACUGAAACCGUUUGUUAGCCCUCGCACACACUCUCACACAAAUCCACACCAACAACCCCCACCACCGUUAGCCGAGUGCCUUUAAACGGGUCCGCAACUGCCGAUAAGUAGUUAUUACUGAGCAAGAUACGACAGCGGCAAGACACGUUUUUCAUUUAGUCCACAAUCCACAUUCAUACGGUAUCCGACCAAAGACGAAGAGAGUGUGCGAGGAGAAUUUUCUACUUCAAAGAUACUUUUAAACCACAGAUAGAUACUUUUUUUUUUUUGCUUUUCGUUCGCAUAUAUCGUUUGUAUUCAUAUUAUCGUACGUUCUCGUCUCCGAGGGUUGUUCUACCAUCAUUUUUGGAAUACAGUUUUAGUUGUGCAUUUGAGUUCGUUGGGAACGUUUGUUGUCGAGAAGAUACAUUACAAAGUGAAAAAGUGAAGAUAAAAAGAUACAAUCAGUGAAUUUACGUGUGUAUCUCCGACAAAACCCAUCCAAAGAUACACGCAUCUCCAAAAAAUUUAAUUAUGUCAUCCGCAUCUGCCUCACCAAUUAGCAACAUCACAGUCGACGAAAUUCAUAUUCGAGAUCAAGAUUUCUCCCCGGAAUACAUCACAAUCAAAGAAGAACGCUCAUCGAGCAUUUCACCGAUUUUAACGCCGCCACAUACGCCGACGGAAGAUCGCAUUCGCAAGAUCCAACACAGUCCACUGUACGAAAUGGAACAAAUGCGCCAUCACCAUCAUCACCACCAACAGCACCAGCUCCAGCAACAGCAGCAGCAACACCAACAGAUGCAGUCGGCACAGCACCCCAUGCACUAUCAUAGUGUGCCAGUGCCGCUGCAUCAGAAUAUCGAAGCUCAGCAGGAGCAGCAACACCGUUUGUGGCUGCAAGCUCAAAUGCAGCAAGCCCAACACCAUCAGCAACAACAACAAGCGCAGCAGCAUCCUCAUCAAGCUUACCCCUCCAUGGUGUAUAACCAAGCUCCAAGUGGAGUCAGCAUGGAAGCGGCACAGCACCAAGCUUUGCUGAUGAACCAGUGGAUCCGUAGUGCUGCUCUGUACCAGCACCAGCAUCUGCACAUCCGACCUUACCCUGACAUGCAACGGAUGCAUCCUGCUGCUCGAGUGAUGGGAGGCAUGCCUCCAAUGAAAAUCGCCGGCCCCAACGGAACUAGACCAAAGAAGCAGUUCAUUUGCAAAUACUGCAAUCGCCACUUCACCAAGUCAUACAAUCUGCUCAUCCAUGAGCGCACUCACACCGACGAGAGACCCUACUCGUGUGACAUCUGCGGCAAGGCUUUCCGCCGCCAGGACCAUCUCCGCGACCACCGGUACAUCCAUUCCAAAGAGAAGCCCUUCAAGUGCACCGAUUGCGGCAAGGGAUUCUGCCAAUCACGCACCCUCGCCGUUCACAAGGUCACCCAUCUUGAAGAAGCACCCCACAAAUGCCCCAUUUGCAAUCGCACCUUCAACCAAAGAGCCAACCUCAAGACUCACAUGCAAAGUCACAGCAUGCCCGAGGCGGAGACCCAAAUCCAAGUGGACACCAAGGUUCCCUCGCCGGUGCUAGACCUCUCACAGAAGACUACCAUUCAUCCGCCAACAAAGAGGGCACUCGGCUUCACCAUCGAUGAAAUCAUGAAGAGGUAAACCCUCGAAGAGGUGGUCUUCCCGGUCAAGCCGGAAGACAGUGACGGCUUCAAAAUCGAAACCAAAGCUUCCAGUGACCUCAUUGUUCCAGUUGUUUGGUUCAUUAACUACUUACAUGCCAAUGAGUUCGCCGCCGCCCUCAGGUGCCAGAGUGCUAGGCCAGAUAUGCAACGAUCCUGAUUUGAGAUGUCAAAGCCCGCCCGCCUGCCCCGUGUCGAGCUCUUCCACCUGAUGAAUUGUAGCAA